Coregonus clupeaformis (lake whitefish) is the source of this 1856-nucleotide messenger RNA. RefSeq names its product E3 ubiquitin-protein ligase rnf8. NCBI's taxonomy places the organism in Eukaryota, Metazoa, Chordata, Actinopteri, Salmoniformes, Salmonidae. The record is from RefSeq and is a predicted model, not a curated record. Gene Ontology annotation, biological process: double-strand break repair; protein K48-linked ubiquitination; ubiquitin-dependent protein catabolic process. The transcript is spliced from 9 exons. The coding region runs from base 88 to 1608 and encodes 506 amino acids. Gene Ontology annotation, molecular function: histone binding; ubiquitin protein ligase activity. Gene Ontology annotation, cellular component: nucleus; cytosol; site of double-strand break.
UCCACUGGCCAUAGAAGGCGUACUCUGCCAACCCAAAGAAGGGAAAACAAAGCAUAUUUUGCUCAGCUAGCUGUAAUAUGUUUAAAAAUGGACCAAAUAGAAAGCUCAACUUCCCCUACAGCUGAAAAGGAUGAAUAUGCGAAGAAAGAAGUAUGGUGUUUGACACGAGUCGGGAAAGAUUUGGACUGGCUCCGCUUGUUCGAGAAUACAGAGGUUACAAUUGGACGUGGCUUAAAUGUCACUCACCAGCUCGUGUCCCCAAGCUGCCCCCUAAUGAUAUCCAGACUGCACUGUAUGUUCAAGCAACGAGACGACGGCCAAUGGACAGUGACCGACAAGAAGAGCCUUAAUGGUGUGUGGGUGAACGGAGAACGAAUUCCUGUGGAUAAAGCUCAAUUGCUGAUGCUUGGUGACUCGAUAAAGCUGGGAGUGCCCCUUGUUGGCACCAAAGUGGAGCAUGAGUACAUACUGAUUCGGCAGCGCCUCGAGGACAUCAAACCCUACCUAGCGAAGGGUCCUAGUGAAGUUGCCUGCACUGCCUCCAGAACCAAGAAGACUAAGAGGAAAUUGAACUCUGAUGAACUGGAGCCUUCGACCUCGUUUAAAUCCAAGCUCUACCUCUGCUCUGCCACAGACAAGCCCCGGGAGAGGCCAGGAACCAGGGAACGGGAGGAGGCCGGGCCCAGCGUGCAGCAGGGUCAGAGGCUGGAGUCGCCUCCAGAGGGACUCAGCAGUCCUAUCAGGAAUCUGUCCAAUUUACAAACGUACAGCCAGAACAUGCUGGUGGUGCGGGAGCGGAUGAAUGACACCCAGCGGCGGGUGGAGGCCCUGGAGGGGGAGCGGCAGCAGGACGACCCCCACCAGGAGGAGCAGGUGAGGGAGCUGCAGAGCCAGCUGGAGCUGCUCCGGGGCCAGCUUCACAGGAUGGAGAUGCUGGAGAGGUCCAUCAGCGAGACAGAGAAGCUCCUCGAGGUGCAAAAAACACAGCAUGAAGAGGCGGGUAUGAAAAAACAGUUGGAGGAGAUGGGUUUGAAAACACAGCUGGAGGAGGCUUUGCAAGAGCAAAGAAAAGUCAUAGAGGAACUUGCACUCUCUCGACAAAGCUUUGAGGACAUCCUCAAGGCCAAAGACAAAGAGCUGGAGGUGACAAAAGAAGAGAAGGAGUUGGCGAGAGCUCAAAAGGAGGAGGUGGUAACACAAAUGACAGAGGUGCUGGAGAACGAACUUCAAUGCAUAAUUUGUUCUGAGCUCCUCAUUCGGGCAGUGACGCUUAACUGCGCCCACAGCUUCUGCCUGCACUGCAUCAGAGAGUGGCGCAAGUGGAAGGACGAGUGCCCUAUCUGUCGGCAGGCAAUCCUGUCGCAGACCCGCUCGCUUGUGCUGGACAACUGCAUCGAUCGCAUGGUGGAGCAGCUCAGCCCCGACAUGAAGCAGAGUCGCCUGGCGCUCAUCGCCCAGCCGGAGGAGCUGAUGGUGAUCCACGACGACGACAGUUGCAGCAGUAACAGUGACCUCUCCAUGGAUAGCUUCAGCUCCGUAAUCUCCUUGGAAGAGAGCAACCAUUGGGGCUCCAGCGACGAUUCCGAUGAGGACAAUGACGAGGUUUAGCCCAUUUGACGUUGUUACACAUUAUACAUUUUUUUACGUUAAUUAUAAGCAUUUUCCUGAAAUGUUCAGGCAAAGACGGUCAUAGAGAAUGCAGAGAAAGGGAGAAAGUCCAUCCUUGCCAGGAAACCAACGCACUCAAUAUUGUAUGACAAAUGUCAUUAGUGUUCAUAUAUAUUUUUUGUACAAAUGUCAGUUUUCUUUGUGUUAAUUUAUUUUCCAAUGAAACGGAAUAAAAAAAUGUUUCUUAA